This is a messenger RNA of Rhopalosiphum padi (bird cherry-oat aphid), 1734 nucleotides long. RefSeq lists its product as uncharacterized. NCBI's taxonomy places the organism in Eukaryota, Metazoa, Arthropoda, Insecta, Hemiptera, Aphididae. The record is from RefSeq and is a predicted model, not a curated record. The transcript is spliced from 7 exons. Bases 1 to 1734 code for a protein of 577 amino acids.
AUGGUUAAGUGCUGUUUUGUACCAGGGUGUAAUACUGGUUAUGCUUUAGAUGUCAAACAACAAAAAUCAAUUGGAUUAAAAAAUAAAAGUUUAUUUAAAGCACCCAAAAAUACAGAGCUUUUAGCAAGAUGGCAUAGAGCUAUACCUAGAAAAGACAAAAUGCUUACAGAAAAGUGCUAUAUAUGUGAAUUGCAUUUCGAAGAGAAUGAUAUUCUACUUUUUGACGAGACUAUCUUAAAUGAUGGAACAGUCAAUAAAAUUAAAAGAAUUAGACCCAUAUUAAAAGCAGGGGCAGUUCCAUCUAUAUUUCCGAACUUGCCAUUUUAUCUAACAAAGCAUACAAUGAAUAGAAAACCUCCUCUUAAAAGGUCUAUAAAUAUUGAUAAAAAGAUAUCUAAACCAAGUCAGGCAUGUUUAAAUACAGUUGAAAAUUCCCACGAAGAAUUUUCUUUUCAGUAUUUAAAAGAGAAUCUGAAUCUGUUAGAAAAACCAGGUAAUAAAUGGAUGUUUGGAUUAACUGAUGAUGAAGUAGUGCUUGCAAUAUGGAAUAGUGAUUCUGAAAAAAGAAUAGUAAUUUCAAAUAAUUUAAUAGUAAAAAUUUUUUUGAAUGGUAUUGAAAUUUUAUUUGACUGCAACAUUAUUAAUACAAUUUUAUUGAGUAUGAAUGAUACAAAUAAGUUAUUGAAAUAUAUACAUUCUUUAAUAGCAUGUAAAGGGAUUACAUCAGCAAAUAACAUUAACAGGUCUAUUACAUGCAAAGGUUAUGUUGAAAAACGUCUAGGGCAACGUGGACCAAUGAGUAGUUAUUGUUUUGACUGUAGGAUAGAACGAAAAAGAAUGGCUGAUAGAAUAAGAAAACAAGUUUUCAAUCCUCGUGGUAAAAUUAGAAAUAAAACUCAGAAAUCAGCUAAACAGUUAAAAAGAAAAGUGUCUAGGCUUAGAAAUAAGGUUAUUGAGUUAAGAAGAAAGAUGAAUAAGAUAAAAGAGUUGUGUGCUUCCACAAAUGAGGAAAUACUAAUUAAGUCAAUCCAAAAACUGCCAAAAAAUCAGCAUGAAGCAUUAAAAACAUGUUUUGACGCUUCUAAAGUAGCAAGUUCUAAUGGUCGUCGUUAUACUCUUAAUUGGAUAUAUGAGUGUAUGCUUAUAAGAAUAAAAAGCAGAAAAACUUAUAAACAUAUACGAAUACAUAAUAUCCUGACACUUCCCUCUGUAGAAACUAUUAGAAAGUACUUAAAACACACUAAAGGUGUUUAUGGUUUUCAGCCCAGUACUUUUACAUGUUUAAAGGAGAAAUCAAAACAUAUAAAUAUAAAUGAAAGAAGAGGUACUCUAUUGCUGGAUGAAAUGAAAGUUUCAGAACAAUUAGUAUUUGAUAAGGAAACUUUAAAAGUAAAUGGAUUUACAGAUUUGGGAAAAUAUACUCCACUUGACCAAAAACAAAAAAAGGGAGACCAUGCUUUGGUAUUAAUGUUUCAGCCAUUUAGAGGACAGUGGGUCCAAGCAGUUGCAUGUUUCCUUAGUUUUUUUGUGGAUGUGGUGACUACUGAUGGAGCUGCUUGGAAUAGAGGAAUGUGGAAUAAAUUUGGAAUAAGUGAAAAUAAUGUGAGCUGUGAACAUAUUUUUGAUAAUAAUAGAAGACUAUGGUUUAUGUCAGAUUUCCCACACCUGAUAAAAAAUUUGAGAAAUUCCUUGAUUAAACAAAACGAAACAUGGGUAAAUAUAAUCUCUUUUUAA